UGGGAUCCCGACGCUCGUAAUAUAUUCGGCUGUAAUAUAUUUCAACGGCGAGGUCUUCUCACCGACAACAUAAUUUCGGAAUUGGACCGCCAGACCGGGGGAACGUGUCCUGCACCUUGAGUCCCUGCCAAUUUGAUCCUCGAUUGACCAAAAUGAAGCCUUCAGCUUCAGGGAUUCUCGUCACAGCUAAGAGGGGCCUUCCAGCGCUCCGAGCGCCCCUAGGACGGCAACCCCGUUUCUUCACCCGAGCGGCGUCUUCCUCGGCUUCCGAGACAAACGCCUCGGCUGCGAUAAUCACUUCACGAACUCAUCCUCGACCACAUGUAUUAUCUAAUCGUUCCCCCCUCCCCGUUGAAAGCUGUCGAAGUUACGCUUCGGCACCGACAACAGGAUCCGAAUCUCUAGGCAAGACAGCCCUUUACGAUCUCCAUGUCUCACACGGCGCUAAGAUCGUGCCAUUCGGUGGCUUUUAUAUGCCGGUUCAGUACGCCGGGCUGAGCGUUACCGCCUCCCACCACUUCACGCGAAGCCACGCCUCGCUGUUCGAUGUCGGACACAUGGUCCAGCAUCGGUUCGAGGGUCCCGGCGCCACUGCGUUUCUCCAACGAAUCACACCCGCCGGCCUCGAGGGCCUCAGCACCAACUCGAGUACCCUCAGCGCACUGCUGGUCCCUGGUACCGGCGGCAUCGUCGACGAUACCAUUAUAACAAAGCUCGGCGAAAACUCUUUCUACGUCGUCACCAACGCCGGGUGCCGGGACAAAGACCUCGCAUAUCUAAGCGAGCAGUUAGGACAAUGGGAGAAAGAGGGCCGUCCGUCUGUUAACCACAAGGUCCUCUACGGCCAGGGCUUGGUCGCGCUGCAAGGCCCGCUUUCCGAGCAGAUCCUCGAACAAGUCCUAGCCAACCCCAAGGAAACCGAUCUCCACGGGCUGUUCUUCGGACAAUGCCGCUCCGUGACGCUGAAGCUCCACGACGGGCGUGAGGUGUCCGAUAUCCUAGUCAGCAGAGGCGGAUAUACCGGCGAAGACGGGUUUGAGAUCUCCAUCCCUGAGGAACACACCGUCGCCGCAACCGAAACACUCCUUCAAUCCGCCGGCCCGGAGAAAUUACAGCUGGCUGGCCUGGGCGCGCGCGAUAGCUUGCGUCUGGAGGCGGGCAUGUGUCUGUACGGACACGACCUAAACGAAGACAUCACGCCCGUCGAGGGCGCGCUAAGCUGGAUCAUCGGCAAGGAACGGCGCAGCGAGACGGACGUUUCAAAAGGCGCGUUCUACGGCGCAAGCGUCAUUCUCAGCCAACUAACGCCCAAGAGCAAAGGCGGGGCGGGCGUCGAGCGCCGGCGUAUCGGGCUAGUAGUCGAGGGGGCACCCGCGCGGGAGGGCGCCGAGAUCCAGGACGAAAGUGGUGCGAAGGUUGGCGCCGUGACUAGUGGGUGUCCGAGCCCGACGCUAGGCAAGAACAUUGCCAUGGGGUAUGUUAAGGAUGGCCUGCAUAAGGCGGGGACCGAGCUCGUCGUUAGUAUUCGCGGACGUCCGCGGAAGGCGGUUGUGACGAAGAUGCCGUUUGUGCCGAGUAAGUACUGGAAAGGGAACGCUUAGGUUGUUAUUGCGUUUCGACAGUAUGUAAGGUAGGUUAGGUUAGGUUAUGGAAACUAAGACAGGCGUGUGUCUGUACAAUGCAAUAUAAGAUGGCGGGAGCGAAGAAUAUGGGUUGGUAGGUUGGUUGGUUGCAUUUUUUGGGCACUUUGAGACUUUCAACAAUCCAGGGGCGUCGGGGUAAACUACCGGUAUAUAAGUAGAUGAGAUAGAUACCCUCAACGAAGAUCUACGUUACGAUUACUGUUGUUGAAUGGUUUUGUCCUAUGGUAACUAAUACUAGUUAAGUUUGCUAGGUUGGGCUAGUUAUAUGGUUUGUUUAGUUUGUAAGUGUAUAAGGUGUUGCUUCCACUAGUACAGCGAAGAUAUUCGUAGAGGUUGUAAGUAGAUUUAAUCGAAGGUCGAGUUGACUACAGGUCAUAUAGUUGCUAUCGAGAGGGAAGA
Molecule: messenger RNA, 2042 nt
Organism: Daldinia loculata
Lineage: Eukaryota; Fungi; Ascomycota; Sordariomycetes; Xylariales; Hypoxylaceae
Product: glycine cleavage system T protein
Exons: 1
Coding region: 153-1601 (482 amino acids)
Biological process (GO): glycine catabolic process
Cellular component (GO): mitochondrion
Molecular function (GO): aminomethyltransferase activity; protein binding
Source: RefSeq, a predicted model, not a curated record